Molecule: messenger RNA, 492 nt
Organism: Chrysochloris asiatica (Cape golden mole)
Lineage: Eukaryota; Metazoa; Chordata; Mammalia; Afrosoricida; Chrysochloridae
Gene: HMGB3
Product: high mobility group box 3
Exons: 4
Coding region: 4-492 (162 amino acids)
Biological process (GO): regulation of transcription by RNA polymerase II
Cellular component (GO): nucleus
Molecular function (GO): DNA binding, bending
Source: RefSeq, a predicted model, not a curated record
AGGAUGGCUAAAGGUGACCCUAAGAAACCAAAGGGCAAGAUGUCUGCAUAUGCCUUCUUUGUGCAGACAUGCAGAGAGGAACAUAAGAAGAAAAACCCAGAGGUCCCUGUCAAUUUUGCUGAAUUUUCCAAGAAGUGCUCAGAGAGGUGGAAGACUAUGUCUGGGAAAGAGAAAUCUAAAUUUGAUGAAAUGGCAAAGGCGGACAAAGUACGUUAUGAUCGUGAAAUGAAGGAUUAUGGACCAGCUAAGGGAGGCAAGAAGAAGAAGGACCCCAAUGCCCCCAAACGACCACCGUCUGGAUUCUUCUUGUUUUGUUCCGAAUUUCGCCCCAAGAUCAAAUCCACGAACCCCGGCAUCUCGAUUGGUGAUGUGGCCAAAAAGCUGGGUGAGAUGUGGAAUAACUUGAGUGACAAUGAGAAGCAGCCUUACAUCAACAAGGCGGCAAAACUGAAGGAGAAAAAACACCACAAAUUUAUUGCCUUCCAGAUCUGA